Molecule: messenger RNA, 1687 nt
Organism: Salvia hispanica
Lineage: Eukaryota; Viridiplantae; Streptophyta; Magnoliopsida; Lamiales; Lamiaceae
Gene: MMH-1
Product: MUTM homolog-1
Biological process (GO): base-excision repair
Cellular component (GO): nucleus
Molecular function (GO): damaged DNA binding; DNA-(apurinic or apyrimidinic site) endonuclease activity; zinc ion binding
Source: RefSeq, a predicted model, not a curated record
UUGGCUGCGUUUUGAUAACCUCACCAGACCACUUCACUCUCUCUCUCUCUGCGUUGUAGCAGAGAAGUUGUACUGCCACCCUACAAUGCCGGAGCUACCUGAGGUUGAGGCGGCGCGUCGGGCGCUGGCUGAGAACACCAUCGGGAAGAAGAUAAUAAAAGCGAUUGUAGCUGAUGAUUCCAAAGUCAUUGACGGUGUAUCUCCCAAGGACUUCGAGGCAGCGCUUCUUGGAAAAACUAUUGUGGCCGUUCAUCGGAAGGGAAAGAACAUGUGGAUUCAACUCGACUCCCCUCCUUUCCCGUCUUUCCAAUUCGGAAUGGCCGGGGCUGUGUAUAUCAAGGGAGUUGAGGUCACCAAAUAUAAAAGGUCCGCAGUGAAGGAUACAGAUGAAUGGCCAUCCAAGUAUUCCAAGUUAUUCGUUGAACUAGCUGAUGGCAUGGAAUUCUCAUUUACUGACAAGAGGCGGUUUGCUAAAGUUCGCCUACUUGACAAUCCUGUUUCUGUUCCCCCAAUCUCUGAGCUUGGACCUGAUGCAUUGAUGGAGCCGAUGACAGAAGACGAACUGAGCAACUCAUUGAGAAAGAAGAACAUUGGAAUUAAGGCUCUUUUACUUGACCAGGGUUUUAUUUCAGGCAUUGGCAAUUGGAUGGCUGAUGAAGUUCUAUACCAAGCAAGAAUUCACCCCCAGCAAACUGCUUCCAGCCUGUCCAAAGAAAGCUGUGCAACCUUGCUCAAGUGCAUUAAUGAGGUAACUGAAAAGGCUCUUGAGGUUGGGGCCGACAGUAGUCAAUUCCCUGAUGAUUGGAUUUUCCAUUCUAGGGAAAAGAAACCUGGCAAGGCUUUUGUUGAUGGGAAGAAAAUCGACUUCAUCAAAGCUGGUGGCAGGACAACAGCUUAUGUCCCUGAGUUACAAAAGUUGAGUGGCAAUCAAGCUGUAAAAGAGACAGAUAAAAGAUCCAAGCGCACUACUGCUGGAUAUGGUGGUGGUGUUGAUGAGUCGGGAUCGGAGGAUGAGCCAAUGGAACCAAAAGUCACUAAAGGGAGGAAGACAGGUGGUGCCAGUAAGCCCUCAAAGAAAAAGCCCAGUGCCAGUGUCAAAGACUCUGAUGGCGAUGAAGGCGAUGAUGUAUCUUCAAAGAGAAAACGAGGGGCGAAGAAGCCUCCUACAAAGAGCAAACCCAAGGGAGGCAAAACUGGUGCAGCGGAGCAGAGACAAACUAGAGGGAAAGGUGCUGCUGCAAAGAGAAAGCACAAGGAAGUUGAUGACAGCCUCAGUAAUUCUAGUGAAAAUGGAAUCGAGGAUGGGGAAGAAGACGCUUAGAAGGCAAUGAAUGGAAGAACAGGGAAGUAGCAUCCCAGAAAUGAACUCUGCUUCGAGUAAAAGAACUACUACUAAUCUACCUGAUUAAUCUUGUCUCUCCUUCCAAGUUCUGGUAAGGGGAGAUGUAGGAUUUCUAACAGAAAGAGCUGCUAAUUUUGUGUAAUUUAUAUUGAUUGCUCUUUCUUAUUUAUGAGACUCUAGGACAGACUCGAAAUUCAUAGUAGUCUUUCGGACCUAAGCAGAGCAUCUCUCAUGGUUUUGGUGCAAGGAAUUUUGUACACGUACAGUACAAGUGGUUUAUUUGCACUGACUUCUACAUCCACUUUUACUGACAAUGCUGUGUGCAAAGCUGUGAAUAUGUCUUCA